GCGGUCAUCAGUCGUCCAGGACCAGGCUUUGUAUUACCUUCCGCCUCCUGCUACGUCGCCUUCACCCCCUACACAACACCCUCACAAUGGCCUUCAAGGGUAUGCUCGUGUUUCUGCUGCUGGCUGGAGUCAUCACUCUCGUUGCCUCAGAGAAUACCAAGUCCCAGAAUAAGAAGCGGGGAGAGGAGGGUCGCUUCCUCUUCACCACCGACGAAAACCAGUCCAUUACCAUCGGCACCGCCAGCCUCACCACCUUGGCCUUGCUGGGUGUCGUGGCUGUUCUCGCCGCCGCCGCCGCCAUAAUCCUGCUGCCCCAAGACGACGCUUCUUCAGGCUACGCGUCUGCCACGAGCGCCUACGGCGCCACUGCCAUCCAUCGCUCCCUGGACGACGCCGCCGCCAAGUAUGAGCAGACAGACACACCUGUUGAUCGACACGCCCGCUGAUCGACACACCCGCUGAUCGACACACCCGCUGAUCGACACACCCGCUGAUCGACACACCCGCUGAUCGA
Molecule: messenger RNA, 514 nt
Organism: Homarus americanus (American lobster)
Lineage: Eukaryota; Metazoa; Arthropoda; Malacostraca; Decapoda; Nephropidae
Exons: 3
Coding region: 87-446 (119 amino acids)
Source: RefSeq, a predicted model, not a curated record